GUCCCACGGUCCGUGAACGUAGCAGCAGCGCGCGGAAAAGAAAUAGUCAUGGCUGAACCGAUGUCUGACAGCGACGUUCAAGCUUUGAAACCGCGACCCAAGCGCAGACGCAUCCUCGACCCUUCAGCGAUCAUCCCGGUACCUGUCUACUCAAGCAAGGUUAGCAGCAGUCUGCAGCUGAAGCCGAUGAAAGCCGUGCUAACUGAGCAGAAAAAAACAGAUGAGAACUUGUGGUCAGAGUUUUCAUCUCAAGGGCCGGCGGCAGCCAUCACCAACUUGAGUGAGUCUGAGGAGGAGGAGGAGGAGGAGGAGGAAACGGAACAUAUAGAGGAGAAGACGCAGCCAGAAGCAGUCCGCUGCCAUUCUCCUUCUCCUCCAGACAGUCCGGUCAACAAACACUCGAAACAGUUCCUGAAGAAGAUCAGCGAGAUCGACAGAAAGCUCCAGGCGGUAAACUCCCUCCUCUCUCCCGAGCCUCAGGACAGAAGGUCGAGGCGAGGCCCCCUGUCUCCAGGUGAUGAGGAUGUCAUCAUAAUGAACCUAAAUGAUGAUGAUGAUGAUGUCGUCAUCUUGAACACAAACUCUGAAGUGCAGGGCUCCCCGUACAGCUCGUCGGUCAGGGAGAUCCCCCUGAAGGUCCGCUGCCGAACAGAAAUCCACAAGAUCCCGGUGCUGUCGUCGACUCCAUUAAGUGAAGUGGUGAAGCAGCUGUCGGUCAUCUUGAAGGUUCCUCCUCCUCGCCUCCUGCUGAUGAGGAGAGACGUGGAGCUUCCGACAGACUCCACGGUCAGCGAGCUCGGCCUUGGCAUCGCCGAUAUUAUAGAAUGUGAUGUCAUGGCGGCAGAGGAACAAAGUGAAGCAGCAAGCAGCAGCAGCAUCACAGUGAGGCUGCAGAGCAAAGACAGAGACGCCUCACAGGAGUUCACCCUGCACAGAGAUGCACCGUUGGGCUCCGUCUUCUCUCUGUACAUGUCCAACAUGUCAGCCGUUGAACAGAGAAAAGUUCGCUUCCACUUUGACGGCUCCAAAGUGACAAACAUCCAGACGCCAGCUCAGCUCGACAUGGAGGACGGGGACAUCAUUGAAGUCUGGAUUUAACUCAGUGUUGUAUAUAAAAUGUGAACUGGUCUGAUGUUUCAUUAGUUGUAAAUAAAACUUUAUUUUGUCAAACAAAUGCAACAGUUUAGAGACAAAUGAUAUUAUAUUUUUAAGCACAAUUAAAAAUUUCAAAAAAG
Messenger RNA from Labrus bergylta (ballan wrasse), 1235 nucleotides. RefSeq names its product nuclear factor of activated T cells 2 interacting protein (gene nfatc2ip). Gene Ontology annotation, biological process: cytokine production; positive regulation of transcription by RNA polymerase II. NCBI's taxonomy places the organism in Eukaryota, Metazoa, Chordata, Actinopteri, Labriformes, Labridae. The record is from RefSeq and is a predicted model, not a curated record.